GAGGGGCGUGUGCCUUUGAGAAUUAUCUCGCAUCGCGCCCAGUGCUGAAUAAACUACAUACCUACUUUAAAACUCGCUCUGCCUCCGAGUUUUAGAGUCUUUUCCACGCGUCAUUUUGGCAACCCCAGGUGGGAUGUUCUCUGCCCAGCCGCAGGACUGGCUGAGGGGCGGACUUCCUAAGGCGCCCCUGGGAUUUUCCUGGAAGGAAUUCCGCUUCUCAGGUCGCUCACUGCGGGGGCAGACAACGACCCCUGAGCAGCGGAGAAAUGACCAAUUACCGAUACAACUGCUAGCAAAAGCUCAAGGUGUAUAAGCUUUCCCACUGCACUCCUAAGAAAAUCCUCAGAGAAACUUGGAAAAAUUGUAUUUGAAUACCAUUGACAUUGCUUGCUACAUUUGACACUUUCAUACAUAUAUGACAGGAUGCAAGACAGAGGCUGUGGCCAGGCAUUGCCUCUUUCUUUAAUGCUGAAGGAGACUUACUCUCCAGAGAGAGGCAGCAGUAAAGGAUAUCCUGAAAAUAUGUCAGAAGCUUCAUCUUACCAUGACUUUUUCUGUGAUCCCCUGUCAGACACACAGAAUGGUGAAUUUUCAAAUGAACUUUCUGCCUUCCUUACCCAGGAGGAGAUAAGUAAGAGCCUUGACAUAGCUCGAGAAGCCAUUGCCAAUUCCAUGGAGGAAGAUGAGAACACAGAACCAGACUUUACUCAUUAUCUCAACAGCUCUCUUUCUAGCCCUUCAGAAAACCCUUCUUUCAAGGACACCAACCUGCAUGAGCAAGACGCUUUACAGACACCUCAAGCAAGCAGUUGGACUUCAUCUGCUGCAAGUAAUGUUCUCCCAAGGAAUCAGAAAGAGCAAUCCCCUGCACCUCAGACAGAGGAUAGUUUUGUCACAGUUUCUAGGAGACCAGCAAGCACCUCACCUUUUCUACCUGCUAGUCCCAGUUUUGUCAGAAGCCUGAAAUAUUCAGAGAAAAGUGGUCCAUGUAUGCCCAGGACAAGCCCAAACUCUGAAUUGUCAUCCCAGGGAGAAGCUCCUUUAAGGAACAAGCUGUGUGACAAAGCUGCCACAUUCAUAGAGGAGUUAUCAUCUAUAUUUAGACAGGCAGUGAAGACAAGAGGCCGUAGUCCUGACGGGGACUCUUCUUCUCCAGACAGUGGAUAUCUCUCUCCUAAUAAGAAACAACCAGCUUUAAGUACCUUGGUGAACCAGGAGUUUGACAAACCCCAUCAAGAGUCUGAGGAAAAAUUACCUGGAGUUCAUCUGAAUGGAAAACGCUAUUCUGGAAGGGGAAGCAUCAUGGAGAGCAAAAUGGUCCUGUGCCGUCCCUUCAUCAACAUGGAAGAGCAUGAACUUUCACCACCUCUAUUCACUCAGAAGCUCCGGAGCCAGGAAGUUGCCGAAGGAAACAAAAUAUUGCUGGAGUGCAGAGUUGCUGGCAACCCAAUCCCUGAUGUCAGAUGGUUCUGUGAAGGAAAAGAACUCCAGAAUUCCCCUGACAUUCAGAUCCAUUCUGAAAGUGGAGGACUUCAUUCACUAAUUAUAGUAGAAGCCUUUGAAGACGAAUCUGGACGCUAUACUUGUCUGGCUUCAAAUUCUUUUGGUUCAGAUAGCACAUCAGCUGAAAUAUUCAUUGAAGGUGCGAGUUCUACAGAUUCAGAGACUGAAAGUUUAAUUUUCAAAUUAAAAUCUGGAGCUAUGCCACAGGCCCAAAAGAAAACUACUUCUGUUUCCUUGACAAUAGGAUCUUCUACACCAAAAUCAGAAGUGACCACAGCUGUAAUUCAACCUAACUCUGUGCACAGUCAGCAGGUUCAAAGUCCUACUUCAUAUCUGCACCAUCUGGAUGGACCCAAACCUAUCUAUUCUGCACCUAUUUUUACAAAGGAGCUACAAAAUGCCACAGCAUCUGAAGGACAAGUCGUGGUAUUGGAAUGCAGGGUCAGAGGACCCCCUCCCAUUCAUGUUAACUGGUUUCAACAGGGCAUUGAAAUUCAAGAUUCUCCAGACUUCAGAAUUCUCAAAAAAAAGCCACGAUCUGCAACUGAACCUGAAGAGAUAUGUACACUUGUAAUAGCAGAAACUUUUCCUGAAGAUUCAGGAAUUUUCACCUGCACAGCAACAAAUGAACAUGGUUCAGUAACAAGCAGUGCACAACUAACUGUCUGCUCAGCCAACUUGGAAUGCUCUAGUGAUGAUUUCCAUAAUUUCCCACCACUUCCUCCAGUUGAAAUUAGCUCUCUUGAGCUUCCUCCUAAGAAACACAUAGAUAUCCACCAAGCAAACAACACUGAGUUGAGACCUGGUGUGAUAGACCUUCAACAAGAGCUCGAUUCGUCUGAGGAAAAAUCAAAUGGCAUUCAUCCUCUUCAUGGAGUAAAUGGAAUGAUUAACAGCAAGCCAAAUGGUGAUAAAUCCAUCCCACCUCCAGCUGUCUUGCUUUCACCCACAAAGGAGCCACCACCUGUGCUUGCCAAACCAAAGCUGGACCCCAAAAAAAUACAGCAGCUGCAGAACCAAAUUCGUCUGGAGCAAGAAAGUGGACAGUGGUAUCGUCACCAACAGCAACCUGAUCAUCAUCAGCACCCUCCCUCCUCUCCUUCCUUUCCUCCUCCCCCCUCCUUCCAGGAGCUUGAAUCCAGCCAGUCUGCCACCUCUCCUGUGCCAAUGAGUAUUCUUAAUUCUCAUACUUCCCCAACCAUGCAGUCUUCCAGCUCCUUCAACUAUGCUCGGCCUAAGCAGUUCAUUGCUGCCCAGAACAUCAGCCCUGCUUCAGGUUAUGUGACUCCAUCUUCUGGGUCAUCUACAUCUAGCCUUCCUUCUCCUAUGUCUCCAACUGCUUCUCAGAAACAGUUUGGGAGAGUGCCAGUUGCUCCCUUCUUUCAGCAGUUUGCUCCAGAAGGGGAAUAUGCCUGGUCUCCUUCUUCUCCAUCCCCUCCACCCCCACCUCCACCUGUCUUUAGUCCAACAGCGACAUACCCAGUGGUUGAUUCCUUUCCACUUCCACCUCCUCCGCCUCCUCUUCUUCCUUCACUGUCUUCACCUUCCCCCAGCCUGUCUCCAACUCCAGGAUUUCCUAAUUCCAGCCAGUCUCCAGCAGCUUUUCUCAGCUCCAUGCUGCCAUCCCAGCCACCACCCAUUUAUGUCAACGCAUUAGGCCUCACAAAAGGAGUGAUGCCUCCCGGAUUUCCCAAGAAAACAGGCAGAACUGCUAGGAUAACAUCAGACGAAGAGAUUCAGGGGUCAAAAGAUGCUGUAAUUCAGGAUCUGGAGAGAAAACUUCGCUUCAAAGAAGACCUUUUAAACAGUGGGCAACCGAGAUUAACAUAUGAGGAAAAAAUGGCUCGUCGAUUGCUGGGAGCAGACAGUGCUGCAACUGUCUUCAAUAUACAGGAACCAGAAGAAGAUCCUGCUAUACAGGAAUAUAAAGUCUCCAGCUUUGAGCAAAGGUUGAUCAGUGAAAUUGAAUACAGGCUGGAGAGAUCUCCUGUGGAAGAAUCAGAUGACGAAGUGCAACAUGGAGAUGAACUUAUUGAUAACAGUAUAUCACCAUAUUUUGAGAUAAAGCUGAAGCACUACAAAAUCUUUGAGGGAAUGCCAGUCACAUUCACAUGCAAAGUGGCAGGAAAUCCAAAGCCAAAGAUUCAUUGGUUUAAAGAUGGGAAGCAAAUUUCUAAACGAAGUGAUCGCUACCGAAUUCAAAGAGAACCUGAUGGAACUUGCUCACUGCAUACUGCAGCCUCCACCCUGGAUGAUGAUGGGAAUUACACCAUUAUGGCUGCUAACCCACAGGGCAGAGUAAGUUGCACGGGCAGGCUGAUGGUUCAAGCUGUAAAUCAAAGAGGCCGCAGUCCGUGGUCACCUUCAGGUCAACCUCACAUAAGAAGACCACGAUCUCGAUCAAGGGACAGUGGUGAUGAAAAUGAACCAAUUCAGGAACGAUUCUUCCGGCCUCAUUUUCUGCAGGCUCCUGGAGACAUGACUGUUCAAGAAGGAAAACUAUGCAGGAUGGACUGCAAGGCAAGUGUCAUGCAAAGGGUAGCAGCAGCCUUUUGAUAACAUCAGCUGACUCAAAAACCACGUUGGUUUCUUUUCAAAGCAGUUUUGCCUAUUGGCAGUUUCGUUGCUUGUUAGUAGGGUAAUUAAUGUCAUUGCUUAUGAGUGAGUAAGUGGACAAUAAAAGUUAGCCUCCCCUCCAAUGAAAGUGCUUCAGGCAAAUCUUAGAGCUCACAGUAAACUGAUUUAUAGAAUUCAGCUACACUGGGGUGUGGAGGGAAGCAGCACACACUAUAAAGCCAAUGUAUUUCUACAUUUUAAGUCCUUUUACUACUUGAGUGCUGAACCGCCAUUAAAAGUUUCAAACAGUAUAAACCUGAUUUGUGACUGCUGAGCAGAAAUAAUUCAGGCUUGGGUGACUUCUGUUUACUUUAUGCUGACCUAUUUGGGAGAAGCUGUUUGCUCUGAAGCAAGCUCCCCACAGCAAGUGGCACGGCUUUCAAGAGUGCUAGACUUGUCCAUACAGACCAAGCAUUAACUAGUGCAGGUAGUGCUGUCACUAGGGCACACCUCAGUGGAAUGGAACUUCAGAGGUCAGUAGUUAGUCAGCUAACAUCUUUUUGUCUGCAAGUUUUCCUACAAGAAGUUAAUCUAGAAAGGAGUAUCUUCUCAUUCCACCUGAAGAGCAAACAAUAA
Prinia subflava (tawny-flanked prinia) is the source of this 4695-nucleotide messenger RNA. RefSeq names its product palladin-like. The transcript has 18 exons. NCBI's taxonomy places the organism in Eukaryota, Metazoa, Chordata, Aves, Passeriformes, Cisticolidae. The record is from RefSeq and is a predicted model, not a curated record. The coding region runs from base 424 to 4059 and encodes 1211 amino acids.